Messenger RNA from Neomonachus schauinslandi (Hawaiian monk seal), 3253 nucleotides. It is a transcript of the gene SH3KBP1, whose product is annotated as SH3 domain containing kinase binding protein 1. Lineage: Eukaryota; Metazoa; Chordata; Mammalia; Carnivora; Phocidae. The record is from RefSeq and is a predicted model, not a curated record. The transcript has 19 exons. The coding region runs from base 109 to 2235 and encodes 708 amino acids. Gene Ontology annotation, molecular function: protein binding.
CCCGACCCCUGCGCCCCGAUCCCCGCGCCCGGAUCCCGGCGCCCGACCCCCGCGCCCGCCUCCGCCAACUUUCACGCUGCCUCGGCGGCCCGGCCCGGCUCGACGCCAAUGGUGGAGGCCAUAGUGGAAUUUGACUACCAGGCCCAGCACGACGAUGAGCUGACGAUCAGCGUGGGUGAGAUCAUCACCAACAUCAGGAAGGAGGAUGGAGGCUGGUGGGAGGGACAGAUCAACGGCAGGAGAGGUUUGUUCCCUGACAACUUUGUAAGAGAAAUAAAGAAAGAAAUGAAGAAAGACCCUCUCUCCAGCAAAGCUCCAGAAAAGCCCAUGCACGAAGUGUCCAGCGGAAAUGCUUUGCUCUCUUCUGAAACAAUUCUAAGAACCAAUAAGAGAGGCGAGCGGAGGAGGCGCCGCUGCCAGGUGGCGUUCAGCUACCUGCCCCAGAACGACGACGAGCUUGAGCUGAAGGUCGGCGACAUCAUAGAGGUAGUAGGAGAGGUAGAAGAAGGAUGGUGGGAAGGCGUUCUCAAUGGGAAGACCGGAAUGUUUCCUUCCAACUUCAUCAAGGAGCUGUCAGGGGAGUCGGAUGACCUGGGCAUCUCUCAGGAUGAGCAGCUCUCCAAGUCAAGGCCUGAAGCUCUCCUCCCUCCAGCUUCUCUGCUGCCCUUCCCAACUCACGGAGCAAAAGGAAAGACUACAUUUGAAGGGACAAUUCUGUACCGAGCUGCACCGGGAAAGACGGAGGGCCACAGACGCUAUUACAGUUUAAGGGAAACCACAGGCUCCGAGAGUGAUGGGGGUGACUCGAGCAGUACCAAAUCCGAAGGUGCCAACGGGACAGUCGCAACUGCAGCAAUCCAGCCGAAGAAAGUUAAGGGAGUGGGCUUUGGAGAUAUAUUCAAAGACAAACCAAUAAAACUAAGACCAAGGUCGAUUGAAGUAGAGAAUGACUUUCUACCGGUGGAGAAGAGUAUUGGAAAGAAGUUACCUCCAGCUACAGCAACUCCAGACCCAUCAAAACCAGAAAUGGACAGCAGGACAAAGGCCAAGGAUUACUGCAAAGUAAUAUUUCCAUAUGAGGCACAGAAUGACGAUGAAUUGACAAUCAAAGAAGGAGAUAUAGUGACUCUCAUCAAUAAGGACUGCAUCGACGUGGGCUGGUGGGAAGGAGAACUCAACGGCAGACGAGGAGUGUUCCCUGAUAACUUCGUGAAGCUUCUUCCACCUGACUUUGAAAAGGAGGGCAAUAGAAAACAUGUUCUGAUCACUGUUAUCCUUUCCCCCUUAGGUACCACUGAGAGAAAACAUGAAAUUAAAAAGAUACCUCCUGAAAGACCAGAAACGCUUCCAAACAGAACAGAAGAGAAAGAAAGACCAGAGAGAGAGCCAAAACUGGAUUUACAGAAGCCCUCCGUUCCUGCCAUACCACCCAAAAAGCCGCGGCCACCCAAGACCAAUUCUCUCAGCAGACCGGGUGCGUUGCCCCCCAGGAGGCCUGAACGACCAGUGGGUCCCCUGACCCACACCAGGGGUGACGGUCCCAAGAUUGACUUGGUGGGCAGUUCGAUUUCUGGCAUCCUGGACAAGGACCUCUCGGAUCGCAGUAAUGACAUUGACCUAGAAGGUUUUGACUCCGUGGUAUCAUCUACUGAGAAACUCAGUCACCCAACCACAAGCAGACCAAAAGCCACGGGGAGGCGGCCUCCGUCCCAGUCCCUCACCUCCUCUUCCCUUUCAAGCCCUGAUAUCUUUGACUCCCCAAGUCCCGAAGAAGAUAAAGAGGAACACGUUUCGCUUGCACACAGAGGAGUGGAAGCAUCAAAGAAAACUUCAAAGACUGUUACCAUAUCCCAAGUGUCCGACAACAAAGCAUCCCUGCCGCCCAAGCCAGGGACCAUGGCUGCAGGUGGUGGUGGUGGUGGGCCAGCCCCUCUGUCCUCAGCAACAUCCUCCCCGCUGUCAUCCUCUUUGGGAACAGCCGGACACAGAGCCAACUCCCCGUCUCUAUUUGGCUCAGAAGGAAAACCAAAGAUGGAGUCCGCGGCCAGCAGCCAGGCGGCCGUGGAGGAACUAAGGACGCAGGUCCGCGAGCUGAGGAGCAUCAUCGAGACCAUGAAGGACCAGCAGAAACGAGAGAUUAAGCAGUUACUGUCCGAGUUGGAUGAAGAGAAGAAAAUCCGGCUUCGGUUGCAGAUGGAAGUUAAUGACAUAAAGAAAACUCUUCAAUCAAAAUGAAUACUUGAUAAAUGAAAUGUCACAUUAUUCAUCCUGAGUCCAAGACUCAAAUUUUCCGCCCCAGCCAAAAUAACCUUGUGCCAAAAGAUUAAAGGUUUGCCUCCGCGUGUCCCUGUUUGAAAGAUUAGCACAGAAGUCUUGCUAGCACAACACAAAUUCCAUCCAAGAGGAUACUCUUCCCCAUGGUAUAAUCCUGGGCAUGGCACUGGUUGUGACUUAGAGCAGAUUGUGCUGAAGGCUUUUUUACUCUGAGAUCUCAUGCGAAACGAAAACUCAGGCAGUUUAGUCCAUAGUGGUACUAUUUUGAUGAUAUUUUCCAUUAAUAAAAUGUAAUUUCAGAUUAUUCGUUUACAAGCUUUAUAAUUUUAUGAUUUUUUAAUCGUGUUUUGUCACAGAUUCUCCCAGUGUCUGUAUUACAGCUAGUCCAGAGCGAGCGUCCCAUUCUUUUGCUUCAGGCAGAAAGCUGCCUCGCUUUGUGUCCCCUCUAGGAUUCUAUUACAUAUGCAAUUUUAGGUCCGACCCGUCCCUUCUCCUGCCAGCCAACCCCGCCACCGUAAGAUAGAUUUUAGCUUAUAUAUGAUGGUCUAUUUACAAAAAAGAGAAAGAGAAAACCUGGUAUUUGCAAUGAUCUGUGCCUUCUUUUUACCACCCUCUUGAUUGGAGCUUUUGUGAUGCAGCUACCAUGAUUCAAAAAACAAAACAAAACAAAACAACAACAACAAAAACCACCUGUUUUUUUUAAAGCCACUUCUCAAAGUCCACUAGAGGCCACUGUCUUCAGAGCUUCUCUCACCUAGCCAAAGGUCCCAAGAGGAGACAGCUGUGAAGUUGGGCGUGCUCGGUGGUACCCGCUGUGACGUUUAAGUUCUCCUAGUUGUAGGUUGUUCAUGGAACUAGAAAUGUCACCCCUGCUUGAUUUUUCAUCAGCCAAGUUAAACCCCUGCUUCCUGUCCUUUGCACCUUUUGCGUGAACAGAAUAUGCAUUAUGAAAGCAAAAAUAAAUAAACGUAAAAUGCAA